Molecule: messenger RNA, 11269 nt
Organism: Oncorhynchus keta (chum salmon)
Lineage: Eukaryota; Metazoa; Chordata; Actinopteri; Salmoniformes; Salmonidae
Product: nucleosome-remodeling factor subunit BPTF-like
Exons: 30
Coding region: 254-9340 (3028 amino acids)
Biological process (GO): regulation of transcription by RNA polymerase II
Cellular component (GO): NURF complex
Molecular function (GO): RNA polymerase II cis-regulatory region sequence-specific DNA binding
Source: RefSeq, a predicted model, not a curated record
UGACAUCAGCACUGGGCCUUCGGUCUGUUUUCAGUAGUCGGAGAGGAAGAAAAAUGGCGGCUGCGACCGAUCAGAAGCGGGACGCCAGCCAUUCGUUUUGAGCUUUCUCACGUAAACCGAGACCGGGGCUUUACGGGACUACUUCUUUGGAAUCUACGCAAAUCAAGCUUUCUGGCGGUACCCGUUUUUCUUGUUUCUGUGAAGGCUAAAUAAACGCAGAAAUUGAAAUUGAAAAUAAUAGCUUUUAUAUAUAAUGAGGGGGAAAAGAGGCAGGCCGCCCAAAACCCUGCGGAUGCAGGAGCCUUCAUCCGAGCCGGAGCGUGGCUUGAGACCCAGGAGGGAGUUGAGGGCAAAGGGGAGAGGUAGUGCCGAGGUCGAUUUUGAGAGUCCCAAGAGGGGAAAUAACUCUUCGUCUAGGGGCAGGAGGAAAGUGGGAUCAUCUCGCGGUAGGGGAAGAGGCAGAGGUUGUGGUGGCAGAGGUACUAGGGGCAGACGGUCAAUCGCUAGAUCUGUGGUUUAUGAUGAUCAUGAAAGUGAGGAAGAUGAUGAUGCUGUGAGUUUGAGAUCUGAGGAGGACGAGUUGAUAGAGGAAGAGACGAUAACAGACGAGGAAGAAGAGGCCCUCAACGAGGAGUCAGACCCGCUUGAGGAAAUACUCGAGGAGGAUGAUGAUGAUGCCAGCUACUGUACUGAAAGCAGCUUUCGGAGUCAGAGCACUCAUGGCAGCACUCCGGGGCGGAAGAGGAUGCGGGUGCACUGCCCUCGCUCGCCCAUCUUUGAGGAAAAGGAGAUCCCUCCUCUGGAGCUGCCCAGAACCUCUGAGGAUCUCAUGGUGCCCAGCGAGGAACUGCUCAACGUGUCCUCCAUCUACGAGGUCCUGCGCAACUUCAGCACAGUUCUGCGGCUCUCUCCCUUCCGCUUUGAGGACUUCUGUGCUGCGCUGGUAGGCCAGGAGCAGUGCACACUGAUGGCAGAGACCCACACAGCCCUACUGAAGGCCAUCCUGCGUGAGGAGGACACCUCCAACACCACGUUCGGUCCUGCUGACCUCAAGGACAGCGUCAACUCCACCCUCUACUUCAUUGAUGGUAUGACGUGGCCCGAAGUGGUCCAUGCCUACUGCGAGAGCGACCAGGAGUACCACCAUGUCCUGCCCUACCAGGAGGUGGAGGACUACCCCUAUGGCCCUCUGGACAGUAAGAUCAAGGUGCUGCAGUUCUUGGUGGAUCAGUUCCUCACCACCAAUAUCGCCCGCGAGGAGUUGAUGUCAGAGGGGGUGGUGCAGUAUGAUGACCACUGCAGGGUGUGCCACAGGUUGGGGGACCUGUUGUGCUGUGAGACCUGCUCUGCUGUCUACCACCUGGAGUGUGUGAAGCCGCCGCUGGUAGAGGUGCCGGAGGACGAAUGGCAGUGUGAGAUCUGCGUGGCACACAAGGUGCCCGGGGUCACAGACUGUGUGACAGAGAUGCAGAAGAGCAAACCCUACAUCCGCCAGGAGCCCAUCGGCUACGACCGCCACCGGAGGCAAUACUGGUUCCUAAACCGAAGGAUAAUUGUUGAGGAAGACGGGGAGCAUGAUAAGAAGAAGAUCUGGUACUACAGCACAAAGGUCCAGCUGGGAGAGCUGAUAGAGUGUCUAGACAAGGAGUACUGGGAAAACGACCUGUGUGCCGUCCUCGAGGAGAUGAGAGAGGAGGUGCACACUCACAUGGACAUCACUGAGGACCUCACCAACAAGGCCCGCGGCAACAACAAGACCUUCCUCACGGCAGCCAACGAUGAGAUCCUGGAGCGUGUGCAGGGCAGGCAGGAACGCCGAGAAUCGGAGCAGGCAAAGAAGGCCACUACAGACACCACCAAGAUAGAGGAAGAGACCCCCACACACUGCUCUCAACUACCAGACCACAGAGAGCUUCAAGACUCCGAGUCUAAAGAGGAGGCAAGCUCACAAGAGGAUAAGCCUGUAGACUCCGAGUCCCAUGGAGAGGAGGACCCCUCUGCCCAGUGCCAGCCUACUCCCCCACCACCACACCCUGGAGACGAGAACAGCAACAGCAGCCACGUCUCAGCGCCUGGGGUCCUCAGGAGGCCUGAAGAGCCAAACCUCGCUGACAGGUCCUCUCAGUCCUCCAUCACCAGCCAGGACGACACGGUUGAAGGCAAGGAGAUUAGGAAUGGUGAGGGGUCAGCGUCUGGAUGGACUAACAAUCGCAUAGUGACUCGUCUGCGUAACCCGGAGAGUAAGCUGAGCCAGCAAAAGACCCAGGGAGAUGGCAGCCCUACGCCCAGGGACAGCAAGGAGACAUCUCCUGCCAGCUCUGAGAGUGAAGUGGCUCGUCUGGGUACUGUGAGGAAAGACUUGACGGUGAAGGGCAUCCUGAACAACUUCUUCAAGCUGGGCCAGGAGGGCAAGUUCCGAGUCUACCACAACCAGUUCAGCACCAACACACUGGGCCUCAACAAGCACCAGCAUCGUGAGGACCACGACAAGCGCCGCCACCUCUCCCAUAAAUUCAGCCUAACCCCCGCCGGGGAUUUCAAGUGGAACGGCUCCAUCCACGGAUCCAAGGUGCUGACCAUCUCCACCCUGCGGCUCACCAUCAUCCAGCUGGAGACCAAUGUCCCCGCCCCCUUCCUGCACCCAAACUGGGCCUCUCACAGGACAAACUGGAUUAAAGCGGUGCAGAUGUGCAGUAAGGCUCGGGAGUUUGCCUUGGCGCUGGCCAUCAUGGAGUGUGCCAUCAAACCAGUGGUCAUGCUGCCUGUCUGGAAAGAUGCGCUUGGACACACCAGGCUCCAUCGCAUGACCUCCAUGGAGCGGGAGGAGAAAGAGAAGGGGAAAAAGAGAGAGAAAAAACUGGAGGACGAGGAGACUAUGCAGCAGGCCACCUGGGUGAAGUACACCAUCCCCAUCAAACACCAGGUGUGGAAGCAGAAGGGGGAGGAGUACAGAGUAACUGGGUACGGGGGCUGGAGCUGGGUCAGUAAGACUCACGUCCAUCGCUUUGUUCCCAGGCUACCAGGGAACACCAACGUCAACUACCGCAAAGCACUCGAAGCAGCUAAAACUGGCAAAGAAAAUGCAACAUCCUGCCCGAACAAACGAAAAUGUUUGCUCAAAGCACCAACGAGCUCGGAAACCCAGGCAAAAGAGGAGUCUACUCCAAUUACUGAAGAAAAAGACCAGGAGGAAACCUCCACCAUGGAGUCAUCUGGGAGCACUUUACCAGGAGAGGGGCAGACUCUGAAAGAGAAGGAAGAAAAUAAUAUCACAGACGUGGAGGAGAAGAAAGAUGAUCAGGUGGAGGAGAAGACUGAGGACAAGAUGGAUGUUGACCCCAGUCCACCAGACACCUGUCUCAGUGAGGAAAAAGGUAUAGUGGACAGCAAAUGCCCCUCGUCACUGACUGACCCUGCUGUAAAGGAGGAGCCCGGGGAGGAAGAAGAACCUAAGCAGGAGGACUCUGAGGCCAAGCCACCUGUCCGCCCCUUCAACUGGGAUGUGGUGAACGUCAGCGAGGGAUUCCAGCUCCGUACGGCCUACAAGAAGAAGGUGAAGACGUCCAAGCUCGACGGGCUGCUGGAGCGCAGAGUGAAACAGUUCACCCUGGAGGAGAAGCAGAGGCUAGAGCGCCUCAAACAGCAGUCAGCCCUGGCCAAACACACAGUCUCCAAGGAGAAAGUUAACACAGGGACUCCCACCACCAUCAAGGCUUCUACAGCAGACAAGUUAGCAGUGACACCGUGCACAAGUCUGAAAGCUGAGGGACAAGCAGAUUCAGUAGUUAAAGACACAAUUGUUAAAAGGCUUGACUUUGACCAGGAGCAGCCAGUGAAAUCCCAGCCCUCAGGAGAGACAGAUAAUCUGGACGUCAGAUUAGGCUCCACCUGUAAACCCCAGGCAGCAGGAGCCACAGGCCCCAACCUCAACACCACAGGGUUGGCCAACCAUGAGAGCAGCGUUCAGGGACAUGUUGGGGAUGCGUUAUCUCAAACCGAGCUGAAUGGAGGCUCCCAGAAAAGCAUAGACCUCAACAACAAAGUCAAUUUGACAUCUCUAGAACCGGCUUUAGGUGCGGCCAAACCUCCCAGAGCAGAAGUGACGAUAGCAGGAGAAAACGGUAGGAAGCAUGGUUAUGAGGAGACAGAGCAAGGUAAUGGACAGAGGGAGAUAGAAAGCAAACCACAUUUAGUGCAGGUGAAUGGGAAAGACGCUGUUGACACCAAGGCUCCUGUAGACUCAAAGAUGCACUUAAACCUGGCCAACAAAGUGGACACCAAGGUCAUGCUCCAGACGUUAGAGGGUGAGAUCAAAACACUGCCAGUGAGGGAACCUGUAAAAUCCAUUAUGAACGGUACUCUCUCUCAGGACGGGUUAAAGGUCAACAACACUGUGUUAGCCACCAGCCCAGCCUCGGCGGACGUAGAGAGAAGGGUUGUGGUGUCCGAGCCUGACUAUCUGCCACCUCAGAAGGUUGCCAGACUGGAGAAUAAUGGCGACAGGGUGGCAGACUCCGUCACGUCGUCACUGUUAGGGCUGCCCACUGGUGUUCCCACGGUAAGCAACAGCACCAAGUCUGAGCCAAUGGAGAUUGGGCAGACGGCAUCCAAUAAGAUCACCCCGUUUCCUAUCCCCACUGCAGAGGAGUCCAGCUUGAGUAACAACACCACAGUGAACAGCAGUAGCAGUACUGGAGUGCUGAAGACCAUCACCCAAGUCACCACAACCACUACUACCACCAUGUCAACAGAGUCUCGCACGGUGCAGAUAGCCGAGGUCUCCAGCAGCACUAAGCCUGCAGUGACGCCUGCUGCAGAGAGCAGUGCUGUAUCCACCCUCACCACCAUGACCAAGACCACCGUCACCAGGGUGUGCUCCCCGACCCUCGGGGCCACUGUCUCCGAGGAGACCAAGACUGUUGUCACUGCAAUGUUGAUAGAUGCCAAAUCUGGCCCCUCAGGCUCUUCAGUCACCUCCAUGACAGUCAGUAAGGAGUACUCCACCAGAGACCGUGUUCGGCUGCUAAAGUUCUCCCGUUCCAAGAAGACCCGCUCUGGCACGGCCCUCCCCUCCUACCGCAAGUUUGUCACCAAGAGUAGCAAGAAGAGCAUCUUUGUACUGCCUAAUGAUGACCUGAAGAAGCUGGCGAGGAGAGGGGGUAUCAGAGAGGUACCUAUCUUCAACUACAACGCCAAACCAGCUCUGGACAUCUGGCCCUAUCCCUCCCCCAGACCCACCUUUGGAAUCACGUGGAGAUACCGUCUCCAGACUGUGAAGUCUCUGGCGGGGGUCAGUCUGAUGCUGCGGCUGCUCUGGGCCUGCCUGAGGUGGGAUGACAUGGCUGUCAAGCCCUCCCCUGCUGUAGGAACCACCCGCACAGAAUCCUCGGAGACGGCGAUCACCACAACAGAGAUCAUCAAGCGGCGAGAUGUGGGGCCGCACGGCAUCCGGUCUGAAUACUGCAUCAGGAAGAUCAUCUGCCCAAUUGGCGUUACCGAAGCUCCCAAAGAAACUCCCACUCCCCAGAGGAAAGGCCUGCGCUCCAGUGCUCUGAGGCCAAAGAAGCCUGAGCCGGCCAAGCAGACUGGACCCAUCAUCUUAGAGACGUGGGUGGCCGAGGAGGAGCUGGAGAUCUGGGAGAUCAGAGCCUUUUCAGAAAGGGUAGAGAGGGAGAAGGCCCAGGCUGCAGACCAGGCUAAGGUUAGUAGAACGCUGAAGACAGCAGAGGAGGCCAAGGCCCAAUUGGAGGCUCAGCUAAAGCACCAGAGAUUGGCUGCUCAGCAGAAACGGUUGGAGCAACAGAAGCCUGGUGCCACCACCUCCACCCCCACCAGCACCCCUACAACCUCAGCCUCUGGCACUCCGGCAUCCCUGACCAGCCAGGUCACCCCGGGGACUAAACUGGUCCUGGCCACUAAGCUGGGGACACCUGUCACAUUCCAGCAGAACAAGAACUUCCAUCAGUCGUUUGCUUCAUGGGUCAAGCAGGGCCAGGGUAGUCCAGUCUCCACUUGCUCACGGGCCACCGUGGCCAACAGCAUGGUCACCACCUCUGGACAAACGUUCCAGAUCUCUGCCAGCCCGGUGACCAUGGCUGGCCAGGUCAUCACCGCCAAGCUACCCAUCCCGGCCAACAGCAAGAUUGUUACGGUCAACAUGCCAACCACACAAGGAGGUAUGGUGCAAGUCCAGCAGAAUGUCCUGGGCAUAAUUCCAUCCAGUACCCCAGGCAACCAGCGGACCUACUCCUCAUUCCAGAACCGCAACGCCACCAUCAACAUCAGACCCAACACCUCCACCUCAACCACCACUCAACCGGUCAUUGCCACCGGAGCCCAGAUCCGUCCGGGCAUGACGGUGAUCCGAUCGCCCCUGCAGCAGGGCACCACCAUGGGCAAAACCAUCAUCAGAACCCCCUUGAUGAUGCAACAAGGUAUUCUACCAGCCAGCCAGCAGCAGGUGGUGACUCAGAUCAUACGGGGCCAACCUGUCUCCACAGCAGUCUCCAGUGCCAGCCCUGUGCAGACCAGCGCAGGCCAGAGGAUGCUGGGUGCUGCCCCGUCCCCCCAUCCUGUCACCCCUGCCCCCGGGCAGUCCCCAUCACCAUCCACCCCCCAAGGCGGCCGACCACAGCAGGGCCAGGUCAAACUCACCCUGGCACAGCUCACCCAGCUAACGCAGGGGACACAGGGAGGGAACCAGGGUCUCACAGUAGUAAUCCAGGGACAGGGACAGACCACAGGCCAGCUGCAAGUCAUCCCCCAGGGGGUGACAGUCAUCCCAGGCCCUGGGCAGCAGCUCAUGCAGGCUGCCAUGCCCAACGGCCAGGUGCAGCGCUUCCUCUUCACCCCAGGGGCAUCAGCUCCCACCCCCGCAACCACGGCCAGUGCUGCUGUCACCCCCGUCACAGCCCCCACAACAACACCCUCAGUGCCAGCGCUGUCUCAGCCUCCGGUUCAGGCUCCCGCCACCUCUCAAGCACUGGCACCACCAGUCCAGCCUCCUCAACAGGCUAUCGCUCCUGUCCAGCCUCCUCAACAGGCUAUCGCUCCUGUCCAGCCCCCUCAACAGGCUAUCGCUCCUGUCCAGCCCCCUCAACAGGCUAUCGCUCCUGUCCAGCCCCCUCAACAGGCUAUCGCUCCUGUCCAGCCCCCUCAACAGGCUAUCGCUCCUGUCCAGCCCCCUCAACAGGCUAUCGAUCCUGUCCAGCCCCCUCAACAGGCUAUCGCUCCUGUCCAGCCCCCUCAACAGGCUAUCGCUCCUAUCCAGCCCCCUCAACAGGCUAUCGCUCCUGUCCAGCCCCCUCAACAGGCUAUCGCUCCUGUCCAGCCCCUCCAACAGGCUAUCGCUCCUGUCCAGCCCCCUCAACAGGCUAUCGCUCCUGUCCAGCCCCCUCAACAGGCUAUCGCUCCUGUCCAGCCCCCUCAACAGGCUAUCGCUCCAGUCCAGCCCCCUCAACAGCCUAUCGCUCCUGUCCAGCCUCCUGCCCUCGCUCCUGCCCCCCCUCCAGUGUCCACACAUCAGACUCAACCCCCUCAGACUCAAGUACACAUCCCCCUCCAGUCCCGAACUGCAUUACCCAUCCAGCAGAUAGCCCAGAUCCCAACCUCUCCACAACAGGUCCAUAUGAAGACACUCUCGGUCUCCCCCUCUAUCACCCAGGCCACAGUGAGGCCCAUCCAGGCCCAUGCUCAACUCCAGCCCCAGGUUACGGCUCAGAUCAGGCCCCAGCAGCAGCUGCAGCUCCACCACCAACACCAGCUGAUCACAGUGCCGGGGCUGCAGCAGCAGGUCCAGGUGCUGGGCACCAUCCAGACCCACGUGGCGGCCCAGCUCCAGGCCCAGCAGGGUGGGGCGGUGCCCCAGCAGAUCAAGCUGCAGCUGCCUAUCCAGAUCCAGCAGGCAGGAGGCCAGAUGCAGGCCCACCAGAUCCAGAACGUGGUGACCAUCCAGACAGCCAGUGUGCAGGACCACCUGCAGAGGAUCCAGCAGCUCAGAGAGCAGCAGCAGAAGAAGAAGCAGCAGGAGGCCAAAAGGGAGCAGAGCCUGCAGGCCUCCAGUCCCAGCGACAUCAUCCAGAAACAGGUGGUGAUGAAGCAGAAUGCUGUGAUAGAAAAUCUGAAACAGAGGAAGACCAUGACUCCAGCAGAGCGGGAGGAGAACCAGAGAAUAAUCGUCUGCAACCAGGUUAUGAAGUUCAUCCUGGACAAGAUCGACAAGGACGAGAAGCAGGCGGCUAAGAAGAGGAAGAAGGAGGAGUCUGUGGAGCAGAAACGCAGCAAGCAGAAUGCCACCAAGCUCUCGGCUCUGCUCUUCAAGCACAAAGAGCAGCUCAAGGCUGAGAUCCUGAAGAAGAGGGCUCUACUGGACAAGGAGCUGCAGCUGGAGGUUCAGGAGGAGCUGAGGAGGGACAUCAGCAGGCUGAGGAAGGAGAAGGAGAAGGCCCAAGCUGCAGCCUCUCAGGCAGCCGCUGCUGCAGCCGCAGCCCAGGUGGUCUCAUCCCUCUCCCCCACCAUGGCUUCGCUCUCCUCCACCCACAAACGCAAGAGGGACGACGAGAGGGACUCGUCCUCCGCUAAGCCCAAGAAGAAGAAGAUGAUGAUAUCCACUACCUCAAAGGAUCACAAGAAGGAAGUCAAGCUGUACUGUGUCUGUAAAACACCCUAUGACGAGGCCAAGUUCUACAUUGGGUGCGACCUGUGCUCCAACUGGUUCCACGGUGCGUGUGUGGGCAUCACGGAGAAGGAGGCCAAGAAGAUGGACGACUACGUCUGUAAUGGCUGCAAGCAGGGACAGGACUCACAGGACUCGGAGGGCACCAGGGAGGAGCUGUACUGCAUCUGCCGGACGCCAUAUGAUGAAACACAGUUUUACAUUGGCUGCGACCGUUGCCAGAACUGGUACCACGGGCGCUGUGUGGGCAUUCUGCAGAGCGAGGCCACCCACAUAGACGAGUACGUGUGCCCGCAGUGUCAAUCCACGGAGGACGCCAUGACGGUCCUCACACCAUUAACCGACAAGGACCAAGAGGGUUUAAGAAGAAUCCUGCGCUCCUUACAGGCUCACAAAAUGGCGUGGCCGUUCCUUGAACCAGUAGAUCCCAACGAUGCUCCUGAUUAUUAUGGCGUUAUAAAGGAACCGAUGGACCUCUCCACAAUGGAAGACAAAUUACAGAAACGUUAUUACAACAAGCUCACUGAGUUUGUGGCGGACAUGACCAAAGUCUUUGACAACUGCCGCUACUACAACCCCAACGACUCCCCCUUCUUUCAGUGUGCCGAAGUUCUCGAGUCAUUCUUUGUACAGAAGCUCAAAGGUUUCAAAGCUAGCAGAUUGUGAUGUCAUAAGUCUGACGUUAUAGCUGGAGUCUGAGCUGGAUGCUGGGGUCUCUAGUAGUGAAUCAUGGAACUUGCUGUUUCAUAAACAGUGGAAAUUCUGUGUGAUUAUUGUCAGAUUUAAAGAAAUAAACACACAAACACAAGUGUUCUAUCAGUGAAACAAACCAUGCUUAAAUGUACAUUUGCAAGUAUAGUAGCCAAAUUCCAAAGAUGCCUUCCUGUGACAAUCACAAAAUGGCAGCCAUGUUGACACUUACAAAUCAAGUUUUGAAGGGAUAUGCUUUUUCUCUAUUAUUUUGGUAAUUUUACCAUUUCAAAUUGUAUCAAUCAUCAGCAAGAUAAGUGUCAGGGAAGCUUUUACUUAGAAAUGUUUAAUGUUUAUUUAUAGUUAGUUAUUCUUGGAGAGGGAGAUGUAUAAACAACAUUUGGGACCACAUAUGUAAAACUGUAUAUUUUAUUAUUAUAUAUUUAUCAAAUUAAGCUCCUCUUCCUCAUGGCCUUCUUUCUGCUAAUUUAAAUAUAAUGCAUUUGUAAUGAAUGGGCAUGAUUUUAAUAUAGUGCACAGGUUUGUAGGUCAAUUUUAGCUUAACUACUGGUUGAUUUAUUAUUUGGAUGUUUUAAAUUUUGUGGUUAAAACAAUAAGAUGAAUAUUGUAUGGUUUUUAAUCCUUUUGUUAAGGAUUAUUUUAUGGUUAAAACAAAGAGAGCGUAUGGUCAGAGGAAUUUAUAUAGACUUAAAAUAAUAAAUAUAAUGUCACGGCUUAACUAUUAUUAUUAUUAUUAUUAUUAUUAUUAUUAUUAUAACUAAAUUGGACCCCAUGCCUUACUGCAUGAAGGUACCUCAGGAUGUAGACGUGAAGCACCAUUUUCAUUGACUAAGUCAUUCCCAAUGAAUUAGAGCAGCCAUGUUGGUCUAUCUCCUUCCUGACCCCAAGGCAUCCAUUUUUUCUAUCACUGUAUUGUUGUUUGUUUUUUGUUCAUGUCAGUAUGUUUAAACUAUUCAUAAACAUUUUUAAAGGUUCUCAACUGUUCCCCUUUUCCACAUUCUAUAGGUCUCAUAACAACAAACUACAGACUUCGACCUCUUAGUAUAUACCACAUAUUUGAACAACAAAAAAAUGCACUCUGCGAGAAUUGGGGAUCAAUUCUGAACAAUUAAUCCAUGUUGGGACCUGGCUCCUGUGCUUUGUGACCUCCACUCCUCUCCCUCCUUCUGGCCCCACUACGCAGCCCCCAAAGGAAGACUCUCCCUGUAAGACCAGCAGCGCUGCUCCCACACAACUGUCAGGUGGAGCUGCUGCCUGCCCACCUCUGCCACAUGGACAUUUGACAAGGGGUUAAAAUGGAGGGUUUGAAUAAAGGCAUUUCUGAAAAAGGUUACCUUGAAGAAAAUACUUUCUUUGGAGAUCUCACGUUUCCUUGUUCCUUUUUUAUUUGAUUCUUUGAUACCCCAUCUAGCCAGUUGAAGAAAUUAAGAAAAGCUUACGCUUCCAUGGCCAUGCCCAUAACAAAACAAAAAAAAACAUUUGACGCCUGUUUGAACGUUGAAAAAUGUUGAGCUGAGUUGCACUCAGUGUAUCAGAUUGCACAGUGCACUUAUGUGUGUCUCCCCUUUCAAUCACUUUAUUAGAGGUGGUGUGAAAGAUCUCAUUGGGAAGUACUUGCUUGAUUUUGGACCUUCUAGCUUUCUGGACACUGUAACAGUUUGAGUUUCAGUCAAGCUAUGCUGAAAUGAAUAAAGUAUUUGGUAUUAAUUUCCCAGCAGUAAUGACACUGCUAAGGAUAAAAACACAACAUGUAUUUGAAGGUAUCCUGCCCUGUUUGUAAAACUUGUCAGAUUUUGAAUUUUUGUUUUUGUAUUACAGCUGAAGAGAUUGAUGUAUAUGAAACAUAAUAAAUGGAGAAGACUGAGCUCUCUUCCACUACUGAAA